Schistocerca cancellata (South American locust) is the source of this 549-nucleotide messenger RNA. RefSeq lists its product as uncharacterized. The transcript is spliced from 3 exons. NCBI's taxonomy places the organism in Eukaryota, Metazoa, Arthropoda, Insecta, Orthoptera, Acrididae. The coding region runs from base 1 to 384 and encodes 127 amino acids. The record is from RefSeq and is a predicted model, not a curated record.
AUGGAAGAUACCAGUAUAAUCAAAAAUGUCAAUAAGAAGUCAGUGGCAAAAGGGCGGAGAAGGUCGCAGCGUCCGUACAGCAGGCGGGACUGGCGCACUGCACAGUAUAUAAAGGGCGGCCGACGUGGCAGUGCGACAGGUGACACCGAGCUACCGCAGCAGAAGAGUCGAAGAGCAGAGGAACGACAGACAGCAGACGGCAACACAGGAGCAGAGCAAAGUGACGACAUGAGGCUGACCACGGUGUUUCUGCUCGUGGCCCUGGUGAUGGCGGCCUGCCUGACCCAAAUGGCGUACGGGAACCACGAGAAGAGCGGCGGGGGCGGCCACGACCACGGCAAGGGCCACAGCGACGGCGACGGGCACGGCCACGACGGCCGCUGACGUCACAGCCGGCGGCGGGCGCCGAGCGGCGGGGGCGCACCUGCUGCUCACCCCGCGACGCGGCCGCGUCUGCACUCCUGCACCCACUUUAUUCUCUGCUGUUACACUUGUACGUUCCUUCCAUGUGCAACAAUAUUACACUGUAAUAAAAUGAAUUCCUCCAAA